UUUCUUUAAAUACGUGUAUACAUGCCGUAUAUUACGCUAGAAACACAAAUAUAAACAGUGAAAAUACAUACUAAACAAAGGGUUCGCCCACUAUUUUGACGUGUUUCACUUGCGACGCAUGUAUUGAUGUGUCGUCAACAUUGUUGCUUGGGUCAUCCUUUGGGAGAUUUUGGAGUGACAUCAUGUUUCAUGGCAUACCUGCCUCAGGAGGAAUGGGAGGAGCCCCAGCCAAUAAACCAGAGUUGUAUGAAGAAGUGAAGCUGUAUAAAAAUGCCAGAGAAAGAGAAAAGUUUGAUAACAUGGCAGAGCUGUUUGCAGUCGUGAAGACCCUCCAAGCCCUUGAGAAGGCAUACAUCAAAGACUGUGUCACUCCAAAUGAAUACACUGCAGCAUGUUCCAGACUACUGGUGCAGUACAAAGCUGCAUUCAAACAGGUCCAGGGCUCUGAUGUGGGAUCCAUUGAUGACUUUUGCAGAAAGUACAGACUUGACUGUCCACUAGCCAUGGAAAGAAUCAAGGAGGACCGACCAAUCACCAUCAAGGAUGACAAGGGCAACCUGAAUCGCUGCAUUGCAGAUAUAGUCUCUCUCUUCAUCACAGUGAUGGAUAAGCUGCGUCUUGAGAUCAGAGCCAUGGAUGAGAUCCAGCCUGACCUGAGGGAGCUGAUGGAGACCAUGAACAGGAUGAGUAACAUGCCCCCAGACUCUGAGGCCAAGGAUAAAGUCAGCCUUUGGCUGACUACUUUGAGCAGCAUGUCUGCCUCUGAUGAACUGGAUGACUCGCAGGUGCGGCAGAUGCUCUUCGACCUGGAGUCUGCCUACAACGCCUUCAAUCGCUUCCUGCACUCCUCCUAGGCCACCCAGCCCCUGUCUGUGUGCCCUGCCCCUACUCCCCCUUUCCCCCCUCAACACUCUUCUGUUGUUUAACACACCAUCCUAUCUCGAGUAGUGAACAUCCACUCUGGCAAACACCCCCGCUCCCAACACUCGUAAUAAGUAGAUCUUUUACGAUGCCCCUUUGCCACUUUAACCCCACUUUUGCCCCACUGCCUUUAUAGUCCUACUGGUUGUACAAUACAGUGUAGCUUUGUACUGUUCUGUCCUGGUUUCAGUACAGUGGUCCCCUGUCUUUGAUGAUGUUGGUGUUUUUUUUUUAUAUAAGACAUGUAACUAAGAGUAACAAAACAAAUGUAAACCAAAUUGGGAAAAGACCAUUUGGACUGGAGCAGCAUCUGGGUCAGGUCGUUUCUGUUUUUACCAUUUUUUUUACCAUAGAUGAAGGAAAUACUAAAAGAUCAUUUUUCUUAACUAGAAAAUAGAGCUCUCUGACAUGUAUUUUUUUGCAAUUAGUAUUUUAACUCCUAGUAGCCAUUAAUUUUGUUCCCCUCACAUGGACACAAAAAGGGUUCGGGUUUUCUUUAGAGAAUCAAUAACGGUGUAAGAAGCAAAAAGAUGCACUUUGCAACAAUUCCUCUCCAACAUUCAGUCAUCAUUUGUACUCACAGUUGAGUUUAACAUGUACCUUUCUCUGGCCAUCUCCCAUGUUUCUGCUAGAAUGGGGUUGUUUUUUGAUAGUGUUUGCAGCUAUGUACAACCUGUUAUGUAAAACUUGGAAUCAAUGUCACAUGUUUUGAUUUCUGUUUUUAGAAAUCAAAACAUCUAGCAUCACCUUGGCCAGAUGUUGCUUUUGAAUCUUGCAUAGGACAGCUUAUUGUUUUAAUGUACAUAAUCUACCACUAAUAAGGAAAAUAAACUUCUUGCAAUCAGCCCAAAAACAACUUAUUGUAUUAGCAGCUCUUGUGAGGUAAUGUUCCAUCUUCUUGAGAUAGCAUUUCAUUAUACUCAUUUGACAUUAUCAUUAUCAUAGGUUCAUUUCUUCAUUCUGUUUAUAUAACUGAGAAUUCCUUCCCACUGCUAAAUCAUUUGAGGAAGGUUCUUGUUGGGCUUUUGGCUUUUUUCACACAUUAAACAAUGCAUAUUUAUUUAAAAUUUCUCUUUGUAAAUAAAACAGUUUUAAAUAAAAGCAUGUAAACAUUUUUAGAAAUUAUAAAUAAAAACCUACCUCUAAAA
Alosa alosa (allis shad) is the source of this 2069-nucleotide messenger RNA. It is a transcript of the gene vps28, whose product is annotated as VPS28 subunit of ESCRT-I. Lineage: Eukaryota; Metazoa; Chordata; Actinopteri; Clupeiformes; Clupeidae. Bases 183 to 854 code for a protein of 223 amino acids. The transcript has 10 exons. Gene Ontology annotation, biological process: protein transport to vacuole involved in ubiquitin-dependent protein catabolic process via the multivesicular body sorting pathway. The record is from RefSeq and is a predicted model, not a curated record. Gene Ontology annotation, cellular component: ESCRT I complex. Gene Ontology annotation, molecular function: protein-containing complex binding.